Molecule: messenger RNA, 3388 nt
Organism: Mandrillus leucophaeus (drill)
Lineage: Eukaryota; Metazoa; Chordata; Mammalia; Primates; Cercopithecidae
Gene: CASD1
Product: CAS1 domain containing 1
Exons: 16
Coding region: 176-2140 (654 amino acids)
Cellular component (GO): Golgi membrane
Molecular function (GO): N-acetylneuraminate 9-O-acetyltransferase activity
Source: RefSeq, a predicted model, not a curated record
GCAAUGAUUCAUGUGAAUACCUUCUCUCAAGUGGCAGAUUUCUUGGAGAGAAAGUUUGGCAACCUCACAGCUGUAUGAUGCAUAAAUACAAAAUCAGCAUGAAAAUAUUCCUUUUGAAGACAAGACUGCAUCAGUUAAAGUGGAUUUUCUGUGGCAUCCUGAAGUUAAUGGUUCUAUGAAACAGUGUAUCAAAGUGUGGACUGAGGAUUCCAUUGCAAAACCACAUGUGAUUGUAGCAGGAGCUGCCACAUGGUCCAUCAAGAUUCACAAUGGUAGCAGUGAAGCGCUUUCUCAAUAUAAAAUGAACAUUACCUCCAUAGCACCACUUUUAGAAAAAUUGGCAAAGACUAGUGAUGUUUAUUGGGUCUUACAAGAUCCUGUUUAUGAAGAUCUAUUAAGUGAAAAUAGGAAGAUGAUCACUAAUGAGAAGAUAGAUGCUUACAAUGAAGCUGCAGUCAGUAUUUUGAAUAGUAGCACCAGAAAUUCUAAAUCAAAUGUUAAGAUGUUCAGUGUUUCCAAAUUAAUUGCUCAAGAAACCAUCAUGGAAUCUUUGGAUGGCUUACAUCUUCCUGAAUCAAGCAGAGAAACUAGUGCAAUGAUUCUUAUGAACGUGUACUGCAAUAAGAUUUUGAAGCCUGUGGAUGGGUCCUGUUGUCAACCUCGGCCUCCUCUUACUCUCAUACAGAAGCUAGCUGCUUGUUUUUUCACUUUAUGUAUUAUCGGAUAUUUAAUUUUUUACAUAAUUCAUCGUAAUGCUCAUCGGAAGAAUAAGCCAUGUACUGAUUUGGAAAGUGGAGAGGAAAAGAAAAAUAUUAUCAAUACCCCUGUGUCUUCAUUAGAAAUACUUUUACAGUCUUUCUGCAAACUUGGCCUGAUUAUGGCAUAUUUCUACAUGUGUGACCGUGCAAAUCUGUUCAUGAAGGAAAACAAAUUUUAUACACAUUCAUCUUUCUUUAUUCCAAUUAUCUACAUUUUGGUUUUGGGAGUAUUUUACAAUGAAAAUACUAAAGAGACCAAAGUAUUAAAUAGAGAACAAACAGAUGAAUGGAAAGGCUGGAUGCAACUUGUGAUUUUGAUUUAUCACAUUUCUGGAGCAAGUACAUUUUUGCCUGUAUACAUGCACAUUCGAGUUCUGGUUGCCGCAUACUUAUUUCAAACAGGGUAUGGUCAUUUCUCAUACUUCUGGAUCAAAGGAGAUUUUGGAAUCCAUAGAGUAUGUCAGGUUUUAUUUCGUCUCAAUUUCCUGGUAGUGGUGUUAUGUAUAGUAAUGGAUCGACCUUAUCAAUUCUAUUACUUUGUCCCCUUGGUCACUGUAUGGUUCAUGGUCAUAUAUGUUACUUUAGCACUAUGGCCACAAAUAAUACAAAAGAAAGCAAACGGAAAUUGUUUCUGGCAUUUUGGCUUACUGUUGAAACUAGGCUUUUUGCUGUUAUUCAUAUGUUUUUUGGCAUAUUCUCAGGGUGCAUUUGAGAAGAUCUUUUCUCUUUGGCCAUUGUCCAAGUGUUUUGAACUGAAAGGGAAUGUAUAUGAAUGGUGGUUCAGAUGGAGGUUAGACCGUUAUGUAGUUUUCCAUGGAAUGCUGUUUGCUUUCAUUUAUCUGGCUUUGCAGAAGCGUCAAAUACUUUCUGAAGGAAAGGGUGAACCUCUUUUUUCAAACAAAAUUUCAAAUUUUCUAUUGUUUAUUUCAGUAGUUUCUUUCUUGACCUAUUCCAUCUGGGCUAGCAGUUGUAAAAACAAAGCAGAAUGCAAUGAACUCCAUCCAUCUGUUUCUGUGGUGCAGAUUUUAGCCUUCAUCCUAAUAAGGAACAUCCCUGGAUAUGCCCGUUCAGUUUACAGUUCAUUUUUUGCUUGGUUUGGAAAAAUUUCAUUAGAGCUGUUUAUUUGCCAGUAUCACAUAUGGCUGGCAGCGGACACAAGGGGUAUCUUGGUACUGAUACCUGGAAACCCUAUGCUCAACAUCAUUGUCAGCACUUUCAUAUUUGUUUGUGUGGCACAUGAAAUUUCUCAGAUCACUAAUGAUCUUGCACAGAUUAUUAUUCCUAAAGAUAACUCAUCUCUCUUGAAAAGGCUGGCAUGUAUAGCUGCAUUUUUUUGUGGACUCCUCAUCUUAUCAUCCAUUCAAGAUAAAUCAAAACAUUAGGUUCCAAAAAUUCUAAAAAACCUAAACUCUUCAGGCUUACUUUGUGUGUCUCUAGAAGAGAAAAGCAUCUAUCUGGAGAUAUAAAUGUAUAUGUAAAUAUAAACGUUUGUGGCAAGAGGACAGUUCUGUGAUAUCUGUUGAACAUGUGUGGUUGUAUAUAUUAGAAAUGUACAUAUCCAAUGUGAAAUACUAAACAAACAAAAAACCGGAAUGCAUUGUAUAGAACUGCAUGUGAAGUCUUUUCUACUGAAUCUAUAUUUCCAUUUGUAAAUGAUUUUAAGUUAACAUAUGAAGGCAGGGAAAUGAUUACCUUUCCAGUAAAGAAUAUAGAUAAUUUAAUUAACUUAGUGACACCACCGAGUGUUUUGAUAUAACUAAAUUUGUGGUAAUAAGACUGUCUGCACCUAUAUUCAUCGUGGAACUUCCUAUUUCAUUGGAAACUUUCUUACUCAAGAAUGACGGCAGUAUUGCUUUCUUAUAUGUGCAAUGAAGUGGAAUGAUAAACAGUAUGCCUUUAAUUUAUAUGUGUUCUUGUUCUGAUGUUAUGUUUUCUGAAAUGAUUUUUCUUCCUAACUGUGGUUUUCAGGUAUGCAAGCCGAAAUCUUUGUACACUUUGCCUCACAGAAUAGUUCUGAGGCUCCAGUACAGGGUUUUGUCAUUGUUGAUGUUAUUGUUGCUUCUUUUUAUAAAAAGCCAAAAUUUUUUUUCCAAUCCAAACGUUCACCUGUUUCCUUUCCUCAAGCUAUACCAGUGUAAUACCAGUUACCCUGUGGAUCCAUUUAAUAUGUUAUCCCCACUAAUUAAUUUUCGUAUAUUAUUUCCAAUAUUUGGAAAACUCUUUAUAACCAUUUGGUAUUUCCUAUUACCCACCUCCUAUUUUACAUAUUUAUCAGUCUAAACUUGUACAGUGUAGUAAACAUGCAAGUUGUUAUGAUUGGGCUGUAUUACCGUAAGUAGAAUUUUAAGUAAACUGGUGAAUUUGGUCAAUAAAUGUUUUUGCUUUUUUUUUUUUUCUUUUUACAGGCUGUUAGAGGUAUACAUUUAUUUAUCUGUUGUACAGAUUUGAUUAUGAUUUUAAUGUUUGAAAGAUUGCACUUGUUUGCUUUUACUAUGUGUGGGGUAAAAUAUAUUUUCUGUUCACAGUAUAUGAAAAUAUGGAGUAAUUUAAACAGUAAAUAAACAUUCUGUGGAUGCUUAUUUUUGUAUUGGCAAAGUAUCAAUUAAACUCUUUGUGUUCUUUUUCAAAAA